Messenger RNA from Caenorhabditis angaria, 2139 nucleotides. The record is from the annotation of a GenBank genome assembly. Lineage: Eukaryota; Metazoa; Nematoda; Chromadorea; Rhabditida; Rhabditidae.
AUGCGGCUGGCGUGGAAUCCAUUGGAUUACGGUGGAAUCACACAUUUCUAUGUGCCUCAGAAGAAUUUGUGGAUUCCCGAAUUAUCGAUUAGUGAUGCGUGAGGUUUUGAAAUUGCAUAAUUUUCAGAGCUAAAUAUUUUUAAAUCGAAAAAAUCAAUUUUUUUCAAAUUUCAUUGGAUUUUUGAAACAGUGAAAAUUUUUGGGAAGAAAAAAAAAUUAUUCGAAAAUCCGAUGGAAAAAUGGAAUUUUCAGAAAAAUUCUGAAAAAACUCGGGAAAAAUUCCGGAAUUAUCGAUUAGUGAUGUGUGAGAUCUUGGCAUGCUCUUCUCUUCUUUAAUCUGAGCAAUGCACAAUUUUCACAGAUGAAUAUUUUCAAAUAGAAUUUCUAAAUAGAUCAAAAACUUGUUGAAUUUUUCAAAUUUCAUUGGAUUUUUGAAACAGUGAAAAUUUUUGGAAAGAAAAAAAAUUAUUCGAAAAUCCGAUGCAAAAAUGGAAUUCUCAGAAUUCUGAAAAACUCGGGAAAAAUUCUGGAAUUAUCGAUUAAGUGAUGCGUGAGGUUUUGAAAUGCUCUUCUCUUCUCUAAUCUGAGCAAUGCACUACUUUCACAGCUAAAUAUUUUCGAAUCACGUUCUUAGAAAAAAUCAAAAACUUGUUGAACAUUUCAAAUUUCAUUGGAUUUUUGAAACAGUGAAAAUUUUUCGAAAGAAAAAAAAUCAUUUGAAUGAUUCAAAAAUGGAAUUUUCAGAACUCUAGGAACUGUGCUAAUUCUAAAUUUUUUUUUUUAAAUCGGGAAAACAGGAAACUAGAAAACCAACAAUUCGGACUUGAAAUUCGAACUCCUGACGCAAAAAAUACCGAAUGAACAUCAUAAUUUCAAAAAAAAAAACUUGAAAACGAGAGUUCAAAGUUUAUUUUCAGUGUAAAAUUUUCUAGAUAAACUCAGAGCCCUGAUUCCAACCCUAAUUCAAAUUUAAAAUGAUCCUAAAUAUCCUAAGCUUCCAGCCACGACGUAAACGAUUUCCAAUCGGAGCAACAAAAAACCGCCUGGGUCACCUACAACGGAACAAUCGGCUACUACACCUCCUGUGUCGUCUCCGUAGUUUGCCAAAUGAAUGUCUUCAAAUUCCCCAUGGACUCGCACAUUUGCUCGAUAAAUGUGCUCUUUCAUCAAUGCUACAAAAACGAAUACGAAAUAAUCAAUUACCCGGCCAAUAUUUCAUGGCCAAUUGGUCAAUUGGGAAAUGGAGAAUGGCAAAUUGAAUGGAUCAAUUCGACGACGGUUUAUGGCGGAGGUUUUGGUUUGAGUGAUGUUGUAAGACAUUUUUUUUGAUUUGAAAAACUGAAACUGUUGACAAAUUUGAGUUUUCUAGCAACAAACUGUGGCAAAAAUCAAGCGAAAUCCUGGAUUUUAUAUAAGUCUCGUUAUAAUUCCCGCAUUUUUCAUCAAUGUUUUGAGUAUUGUGGCACUUUUUAUUAAUGUUGAGGCAACUUCGGAGAAGGUUAGCGGAACUCGGGGAAUUUUUGGGAUCAAAAAGUUUUCAGAAAUGGCGAGAUUUCAAAAAAUAUAAUAUAAGCUGAGCAAUGCUUUAAAGAAAAACUCUGAAUCAAAAGAAUUUCUCUAACAUGAGCAAUGCCUGAAAAUUCAAAAUCCUUGAUUUUAUGAAGCGAAGUAUGAAGACGGAUCAUCCUAACAUGAGCAAUUAUUCAAAAAAUCACAGAAAACAGAAAAUUCUCAAUUGAGCUAUUCGGAAAAAUAUGAGCAAUCCUCAAAAAAAACAAAAACUUGAUAGUUUAUAGGAACCUAGUCAUAUUUAUACUCAAAAUGCUCCAAACCCCCCCCCCAAAAAUCUUCCAAAAAUUCCAGUUCGGCAUCGGUCUAACCAACAUAAUGGCAAUGACAUUCAUCCUGGCAAUCCUGGCCGACGAUCUCCCAAAAACCAAAAACAUUCCCCUUUUGGCAAUCUACGUCAUAAUUAGUUUGGUGAUAAUUGUAGUUGCACUUCUCUCAAUUCUAAUUCUCAACAAUUUCCGGAAGCUCUUCAAAAAUCGCACCAAAAAGGAUUCGAAAAAAAUCGAGAUUAUUUUGCUGACUUUUUUCGAAUUAGCAAAUUUCAUCAAUUUUUUGAUGCUAUUUUUGUGA